Cicer arietinum (chickpea) is the source of this 1465-nucleotide messenger RNA. The record is from RefSeq and is a predicted model, not a curated record. NCBI's taxonomy places the organism in Eukaryota, Viridiplantae, Streptophyta, Magnoliopsida, Fabales, Fabaceae.
AGUCCACACAAUUCAGUUUCAGCAACAAUGAUGUUGUCUCUCUCAGUUUCAAAGUUAUUAACCCUAACAAGGUCAAAUGAAUUUUUCAUUUUCUAUAUUGGGAAAGAUUCUCAAGAUGGGAUUUCACGGAAAUAUCAUAACCUUGAAUACUCUUAUGAAAGGUCUAUGUCUUAACGGUAAAGUCCACGAAGCUCUUCACUUUCAUGACCAUGUGAUUAAACAGGGAUUUCAGUUGAGUCAAGUUAGUUAUGGGACCUUGAUAAAUGGAUUGUGUAAAAUGGGGGAAACAAGACCCGCCCUGCAAUUGCUGAGACGAAUUAACCAGAAAUCAACCAAUGCUGAUGUGGUAAUGUAUAGCACUAUCAUUGAUAGUUUGUGUAAAGAUAAAUCUAUAAACGAUGCCUACGAGUUGUACCUUGAGAUGAUUGCAAAGAGAAUUUCUCCUAAUGUUAUCACUUUCAAUAAUCUAAUAUAUGGAUUUUGUAUUGUUGGUCAAUUGAAAGAAGCAUUUGGUUUGUUCCAUGAAAUGGUAUUGAAAAACAUCAACCCAGAUGUUUAUACUUUUAAUAUAUUGGUUGAUUCCUUAUACAAGGAAGGAAAGGUCAAAGAAGCUAUGAAUGUGUUAGCUAUGAUGAUGAAAAAGGGUGUAAAACCAAGUGUUGUUACUUAUCAUACACUAAUGGAUGGGUAUUGCUUAGUUAAUCAAGUGAACAAGGCCAUAAAAAUAUUCAACGCUAUGGUGCACAAAGGAGUGAUGCCAGAUGUUCAGUGCUACAAUAUCAUUAUUAAUGGAUUGUGCAAGAAUAAAAUGGUGGGCGAAGCCAUGAACUUGUUUAAAGAAAUGCAUAACAGGAUGGUUGUUCCUAAUGUGGUAACUUAUAAUACCCUCAUUGAUGGUUUGUGUAAAUCGGGGAAAAUCUCUUAUGCUUGGGAACUUGUUGAUGAGAUGCAUCGUAUAGGUCUGCAGGUUGAUGUAAUCACUUAUAAUUCUCUAUUACAUGCUUUGUGCAAAAAGAAUCAUCUUGACCAGGCAAUUGCAUUGGUUAAGAAAAUGAAAGACCAAGGUAUUCAGCCAAAUAUGUCCACAUACAAUAUAUUGAUUGAUGGACUAUGCAAAGGUGGAAGGCUUAAGAACGCACAAGUGAUUUUUCAGGAGCUUUUGUCUAAAGGCUAUCAUCUAUCUGUUUGGACUUAUAAUGCUAUGAUAAAUGGGCUUUGUAAGGAGGGCUUGUUUGAUGAAGCACUUGCCUUGUUAUCAAGAAUGGAAGACAAUGCUAGGAGAUUUUUUUUUGCUUCAAGUGAAGCUAGGAAAGAUGAUGUUGUAAGUUUUGGUGAAAAAUUCAAUAACUUGAUGAAUUCACCGGUAAUGUUUCACUCCCAAAAAGUUAAUAGAGAAAUGAUGUUUCGUGCUGUGAAAGCAAAAUCUAUAAUUGCUAUUUUCAAGUUUUUAGGAGAGUUGACCUGA